Messenger RNA from Vanessa tameamea, 1769 nucleotides. Its product is annotated as juxtaposed with another zinc finger protein 1. The transcript has 5 exons. Gene Ontology annotation, cellular component: nucleus. NCBI's taxonomy places the organism in Eukaryota, Metazoa, Arthropoda, Insecta, Lepidoptera, Nymphalidae. The record is from RefSeq and is a predicted model, not a curated record. The coding region runs from base 138 to 1142 and encodes 334 amino acids.
AUACUUGUAUUUAAUUUUAAAUCAGCUUGGAAACUGCUUUUUAUUGGAUAAUGUGUUUGAAUAAAAAUUAUAACUGAGUAUAUAUUUUUAUAAGAAUAUAGUUCUACAUUUGACUAGUCCAUUAUCCUACAUUCGACAUGGCCGUCUUCAUGAUAAACAUCUGUAAAUUUAAUGGCUGCGGCAUAACAUUUCCACGACUAGCGGAUUUAAUUGAACACAUCGAAGACGUUCAUAUCGAUUACGAUCCAGCAGUCGUCGAGCAAAAAGAAGCUUCGCAGCCAGCAUGUAUUCCUCUAAGUUAUGUUCUAAAAUUUUUCACGGAAGCCUCGAGGCGGGAAAUUCAAAAUAUGCCAGCAGCGGCCGACGUGCGCCGGCGUUUGCUUUCUGCGCCAAAAACGCCUUCUGUCCGAAGCGGUACACCUACAGGGAGCGAGGUGGAUGAAGACGAGCUGAUGAGCCCCUCUGAAGACAGUAACGAUUCUUGGACAACAGUCGAGGAAUACAGCUCUGAGUUUAUUCUUCGUUAUGGAGUGAAAAUGAACGCUAACGCAUCAUCGGGAGCCCUAGGUCCCGCAGCACAGGAGAAGCCCUUCGCUUGUCCGGUGCCAGGUUGCAAGAAAAGAUACAAGAACGUUAACGGCAUCAAAUAUCACUCAAAGAAUGGCCACAAAAAAGAUGGCAAGGUAAAAAAGGCUUACAAGUGCCAAUGCGGCAAAAGCUACAAAACAGCACAAGGGCUUAAGAGUCACUCGAUAUCCCAACACAUCGUCUCAGCUCCGAGCGAGGCUCGUGCCAAUGCCCCCAAGAUGCCCAACCUCGUAGUCACAGCCUCCCCCGCCUCCCGGCCCCCUCCCACCCCCUCUCUGGACAACAUCGACGCAACGAAACUUGUCCGCAUCUACGACACCAUCAAAACCAAAGAUCUUCCCUCCUUCACUAUCCCCAAACAUAACCUGACUCACCUAAACAUUAUUGCCGCGAAUCAAGGUCAGGGCUUACGACAUUCAGUCUUGCUGACUCCGAACUCGUCACCCGUUACCAAUCUCGAUAAAAUCAAGUACGAUAGAUCUCCCAAGGUGACGGUGACCCAGGAAACGUAUGAGGUUUCUAGUUUGUCUAUGCCGAGCGAUCGUAGAGGCUGAGUUGUUUAGUAUACAUUAGUUUAAAUCACGCAGUUCCUAUAUGAAAAAUGAAAAAAAAUCCUCAUUUUUUUUUAAGUUGUUGGUUGAAGGUGGUGAUAUAACCUUGAAAGUUAUUUUAAUUAUUUAUUAUGUUCAUAUUAUUUUAAAUAAGUCUAGUCAAAUUACUUUCAAUUUGGAAUUUGAUGUGUUACUAAAUACCUAAAAACUGAUCUGAUUAUAAUGGAUAGUAUUUAAAACGAUAUUAAUUCGUAUUUAAAGUAAAUUAUAUAUUUUAUCAUCGAUUAGGUAUGUACAAUAGACGUAGACAAUAUUAAGUCUUUUUUAGUUACUGUAUUGAUAUAUAGAUAAAAGCAAUUUGACUAGACAUGCAUGUAUUUACAUAUUUGCACAUAAUUAUAUUAUUUUAAUUUAAAAGAACCUUCGUUUGGUUUGCUCAUUUAUUUAUCGAAAUAAAGAGUUUAUUUCAUUGUUACGUUUUGUUAACAUAUUAGUUUGCUGUGAUUGAAAUAUUUAUGUAAUUAUUUUUUACCAAAGUGACUUAAAUCGCUAGUGUAGCGUAAAUCCAAAGGAUUAUAAAUGGACGGAGUUAUGCAAAAUGGAGUCGGUCCUUAAAACUUGAGUUUCUGC